Messenger RNA from Zootermopsis nevadensis, 2801 nucleotides. RefSeq names its product Ribonucleoside diphosphate reductase large subunit (gene RnrL). The record is from RefSeq and is a predicted model, not a curated record. Gene Ontology annotation, molecular function: ribonucleoside-diphosphate reductase activity, thioredoxin disulfide as acceptor; ATP binding. Lineage: Eukaryota; Metazoa; Arthropoda; Insecta; Blattodea; Termopsidae. Gene Ontology annotation, biological process: deoxyribonucleotide biosynthetic process. Gene Ontology annotation, cellular component: ribonucleoside-diphosphate reductase complex.
AGGAUGGUCCCCGAAUCUCACUACAAAAUGGUUCAAUAACUUGAAGUUAAAGGUUUGAUUACAGUUCAUUUUAUCUGUACUUUGUGUGAUUGGAGCAUUAUCACUAACAAUUUCCUUGUUUACUCCAGACUCAUCUCUCUCUUCGGUGAUCUUCAUCUUUGCACUGUGAUGCUACAGAACUGUGUUCCAAAAUCUUGCAUAAUGUUCUGGAAAUAGCAUGUCAAUGCAGAAGAGAAGGGCAAACAGAAUAACUAUGUGGACGUAAGGAGGAAGUUCAUUUUGACAAAAUUACGACAAGAAUUGUGAAGCUGUGCUACGGGCUGGACAUGGACUACCUUGACCCACCAGUGAUCACAAUGAAAGUGGUUAAUGGUUUGUAUUCCGGUGUAACAACAGUGGAACUGGAUAACCUGGCCGCUGAGACUGCUGCUACCAUGACAACCAAGCAUCCGGAUUACGCGAUUCUUGCAGCCAGAAUUGCCGUCUCCAAUCUACAUAAGGAAACCAAAAAGACUUUUAGUGAUGUAAUGGAUGACUUAUACAAAAUGAAACAUCCAAAAACUAAAUUACCAUCACCAAUGAUAUCUGAUAAUCACCACGCCAUCAUCAUGAAGAAUGCGGAUCGGCUCAACUCUGCCAUUAUAUAUGACAGAGAUUUCAGUUACAACUAUUUUGGUUUUAAGACGCUGGAGCGUUCCUACCUUCUCCGCAUCGACGGAAAAGUGGUAGAAAGACCUCAGCACAUGUUGAUGCGGGUUUCUGUGGGUAUCCAUGAUGAGGAUGUGGAUGCAGCCAUUGAGACAUAUAACCUGAUGUCAGAACGCAUAUUCACUCACGCGUCACCUACCCUGUUCAGCUCUGCUACUCCACGACCCCAGUUGUCUAGUUGUUUCUUGCUGGCAAUGAAGGACGACAGCAUUGAGGGAAUUUAUGACACACUGAAACAAUGUGCACUGAUUUCUAAGUCUGCUGGUGGAAUCGGACUCCACAUCCAUAAUAUCCGCGCUACAGGCUCGUAUAUAGCUGGCACCAAUGGCACUUCGAAUGGCAUUGUGCCUAUGUUGAGAGUUUAUAACAACACAGCACGAUAUGUGGACCAAGGUGGCAAUAAGCGUCCAGGAGCAUUUGCCAUUUAUCUGGAACCCUGGCAUGCAGAUGUGUUUGAGUUUCUUGACCUGAAGAAAAACACGGGGAAAGAGGAAAUUCGAGCUCGGGAUCUUUUCUAUGCUCUGUGGAUUCCUGAUCUAUUUAUGAAGCGAGUGAAGAACAACGAGAUGUGGAGUCUGAUGUGUCCGCAUGCUUGUCCUGGACUUUCAGACUGCUGGGGUGACAAGUUUGAUGACUUGUAUACUAAGUAUGAGUCGGAAGGUCGAUUCAUGAGACAAGUGAAAGCACAGGCACUUUGGAGUGCCAUCUGCGAGUCUCAGAUCGAGACUGGCACACCAUAUAUUCUGUAUAAGGACGCGUGCAACCGGAAAUCAAACCAGCAGAACCUUGGCACUCUCAAAUGUAGCAAUUUAUGCACUGAGAUUGUGGAAUACACAUCACCCACGGAGGUAGCAGUGUGCAACUUGGCAUCUAUCGCUGUUAACAUGUUUGUAUGCCCAGACAAGACAUAUGACUUCGCCAGAUUGAAAGAAGUUUCGAAGAUAGUGGCCAGGAACCUGAACAAAAUAAUCGAUGUUAACUACUAUCCAGUUCCUGAGGCACAGAAAUCCAACCUUCGUCAUCGUCCGCUUGGCAUUGGCAUACAAGGUUUGGCAGAUGCGUUCAUCUGCUUGAGAUUACCAUUUGACAGUGAAGAGGCACAGAAGCUAAAUCAGCAGAUAUUUGAGACUAUUUACUACGGGGCUUUGGAGGCAAGUUGUGAACUUGCCGAGAAACGGGGCCCAUAUGAGACUUACGAAGGCUGUCCAGUGAGCAAAGGGAUACUUCAGUACGACAUGUGGGAUGUUGAGCCUACGUCUUUAUGGGACUGGGCAGACCUGAAACGUCGUAUUGCGAAACACGGCGUUCACAACUCGCUUUUACUCGCGCCAAUGCCGACAGCUUCAACGGCUCAAAUCCUUGGAAACAACGAGUCAUUUGAACCGUAUACAACAAAUAUCUACACUAGACGUGUGCUGUCCGGAGAGUUUCAGGUCGUGAAUCAUCAUUUACUCCGGGACCUGACGAAACUCGGGCUAUGGAGUGAGGACAUGAAGAAUGAGAUUAUUGCAAACGGAGGCUCGGUUCAGGAUAUUGAUGGAAUUCCGGAUGAUAUUAAGGCCCUCUACAAAACGGUGUGGGAAAUCCCGCAGAAAACUAUAAUCAAAAUGGCUGCUGACCGAGGUGCGUUCAUUGACCAGAGCCAGUCCCUGAACAUUCAUAUUGCCGAACCGAACUACGGAAAAUUGACGUCUAUGCACUUCUACGCAUGGAGCUUGGGCCUGAAGACUGGUAUGUACUACCUGAGGACCAAACCGGCAGCAACUGCAUAUCAAGUUACAGUCGACAAGACAAAACUGAACCGCGGCACUAAUGCAGCAGCAAAUUAUGGAGGGGGAAACGGAGUGAAUGUUGAAGAAAGAAACGAACGAGAAGAUGGCUUCAAUUUGGAUGCAAUGGUUUGCUCACUUCAGAACAAAGAUGAAUGUCUAAUGUGUGGUUCCUAGAUUAGAAUAUACUAAAAAGGCCAGUGGUAUGUAAACAAACAGAUUUUAAAUCUUGUGUAACUUUGAGGGGAGGGGGGCCUAGAUCUGGAUUUUGUAAAUUUAGGCCUGAAAAAUUAUAUGGCAUGAAAACAAAAAUGCAGCUUCUUA